CGUUCUUUUUCGUUGUUCGAGAUUUUUAACAGUCACAAGAGAGAGAGCGAGUCUAUAUAAAACCCCCAAAGCUCGCUGCUACGUAACGACCAUCUCCAUUACUCGACGAGACGACUCACCCCUAAAAGAUUCAACCUUUUUUCAGAAUUCCCAAUUCAGAAGAUGAAGCUAGUGGAGAAGAAGGAGAAUGGUGAAGAAGAUGUCUGCCGCACGAUCGAGGUUUCGGAGUUUGACAGAAACGGGUUUCAGUCUCCGGACGACGGUGAAGCUGAUGAUGAUGAUGAUGAUGAUACGUUUCGAGUUGUCUCCGGCGAAGAACUUAACCUAAUUCCGCCGCUCAACUUCUCCAUGGUCGAUAACGGUAUAUUCCGUUCUGGAUUCCCUGAUUCAGCUAACUUCUCCUUUCUCCAGACUCUUGGCCUCCGCUCAAUCAUAUACUUGUGUCCUGAGCCUUACCCAGAGACCAAUCUCCACUUCCUUAAAUCCAAUGGAAUUAGGCUUUUCCAGUUUGGCAUUGAAGGCAAUAAGUGUGUUCCUGACUUAGACAACGAGGUUUGGUUGCAUUUAUGGAGUUCUAAGCAUCACAAAGAGGGUUCAUUAACUACUAACGGACUUUCGAAAACUUUGGAGCCAUUUGUGAAUAUUCCAGACCACAAAAUCCGUAUGGCACUCAAAUUGCUUCUAGAUGAGAAAAACCAUCCUGUUCUGAUUCAUUGUAAGCGAGGCAAGCAUAGGACUGGUUGUCUAGUAGGUUGCUUGAGAAAACUCCAGCAGUGGUGUUUGACAUCGAUAUUCGACGAGUACCAGCGAUUUGCAGCAGCGAAAGCAAGAGUUUCAGAUCAAAGAUUCAUGGAGACAUUCGAUGUUUCAAGCUUCAAUCAUAUUCCUAUGUCUUUCUCUUGUUCCAUCAGGUAAACAACUGUGAAGCAAAAUUAAAAGGCAAAUCAAAAGGAGAGAUGAUUAAUCAUAUUACAGUUCCAGAGGAGGAAUCAUUCUUCUCUUUCUUUUACCUUUCCCUGGAAUCAAUCAAUAAUAAUAUUUCGAGAAAAUUAUAUAGGAGUUUUAAUUUUCUUUAUGAUGAAAUUUGCUUUUACUCUUUUUUCUUCCACUACUGCUCAGUGUAACUGUAAGCAUUAUUAAGGUAGAUAAAAUACGUAUACGCAGUAAAUUCUAUAGGAGGUUUGUGUAGCUAGGAAGAUUAAUAUAUAUUUUCUUGGGUUAUCCCAAAUGUUGCCUAACGAUAAUUACUUUUUAUCAUACUUA
This is a messenger RNA of Camelina sativa (false flax), 1263 nucleotides long. Its product is annotated as inositol diphosphatase DSP1-like. Gene Ontology annotation, cellular component: cytoplasm. Gene Ontology annotation, biological process: protein dephosphorylation. The record is from RefSeq and is a predicted model, not a curated record. NCBI's taxonomy places the organism in Eukaryota, Viridiplantae, Streptophyta, Magnoliopsida, Brassicales, Brassicaceae. Gene Ontology annotation, molecular function: phosphatase activity.